AUGGACAGCACCGCGCUCGAGGGCCCUGUGCUCGUGUACCUCGUCGGAUGGCCCGGCACCGGCAAACAAACUAUUGGUCACGCCAUGCAGCGGCUAGUCCCGACAUGCCACUUUUUCUCCAACCACCACGUGAUUGACUUGGCCAAAGCGAUCGCGGGACCACGCGGCAGUGCGUCGCCGUCGUACCAGCGCAUUCGUGGCGACGUCCAUGCGAACGCUGUCGACCUGCUCUUGAGCCAACUGCGCGCGACAAAUGCUCCUGCCAUCAUGACUGGUGCCCACGCCGGCGGAGCAGGCGACGUCGGCGUCUUUGGCAACGUUUACGCGGCGGCGACGCACGCGGGCAUCCCCGUCGUCGGUGUGUUGCUGCGGUGUUCGCUGGAAGAAAACAAACGCCGCGUCGCGACCGACGAACGCCAAGGCCGAAAGCUGACCAACCCCGACGACCUCGACACGAUUUACGCGACGAAAACGCUCUUCGACGCAGUGCCCCAUCCGAUCGACUUGGACGUGACACAAAUGAGCCCGGACGAAGCGGCGCACUGCAUCUGGACGCAUGUGCGCCACGUACGCAACAACUUGCCAUGA
Messenger RNA from Aphanomyces invadans, 588 nucleotides. RefSeq lists its product as hypothetical. The coding region runs from base 1 to 588 and encodes 195 amino acids. NCBI's taxonomy places the organism in Eukaryota, Oomycota, Saprolegniomycetes, Saprolegniales, Verrucalvaceae. The record is from RefSeq and is a predicted model, not a curated record. The transcript has a single exon.